Messenger RNA from Carassius gibelio (silver crucian carp), 1599 nucleotides. Its product is annotated as trafficking protein particle complex subunit 6b. The coding region runs from base 135 to 620 and encodes 161 amino acids. The transcript is spliced from 7 exons. Gene Ontology annotation, biological process: endoplasmic reticulum to Golgi vesicle-mediated transport; regulation of GTPase activity. NCBI's taxonomy places the organism in Eukaryota, Metazoa, Chordata, Actinopteri, Cypriniformes, Cyprinidae. Gene Ontology annotation, cellular component: cis-Golgi network; TRAPP complex; trans-Golgi network. The record is from RefSeq and is a predicted model, not a curated record.
AUAACAGCAGGUGGCAGUAUGGGUUGUAAGUAGCAGUGCUACACACAGCAGAACUGAAAGCGGAUUUUGUGUAACGUUAUCUGCUUUUUUUAUAAAUGUAUUUUAUUACAUGACUGAAGAUACGUGCAAGGAAUAUGGCAGAUGACGUACUGUUUGAAUUCCUCCACAUGGAGAUUGUUGCUCACGUGUACAAGGAGCACGCGACCCGGGAGGACAUUGAUAAGGAGAGAGUGACGUGUGUCUCUACACUAGAGCUGAUGGGCUUCAGAGUUGGACAAGGACUGAUUGAACGAUUUACAAAAGACUGCCCCACAUUCAAAGAUGACUUGGACGUAAUGAAGUUCCUGUGUAAAGAUUUUUGGAGCACGAUCUUCAGAAAACAAAUCGACAACUUAAGGACCAACCAUCAGGGCACAUAUGUCUUACAGGAUAAUAAAUUUGCACUCCUAACUCAAUUGUCCAGUGGAAAGCAAUACCUUGAAGAAGCACCUAAAUACUUGGCCUUUUCCUGUGGGUUGAUUCGAGGAGCUCUAUCAAACCUGGGCUUGGAGAGCGUCGUCACUGCAGAGGUUUCUUUAAUGCCAUCAUGCAAAUUCCAAGUUGUAAUUCAGAAACUCUAGGAUGAACUAAAUGGGCUCUGAACAGCAAUAUUUCUUCAAUUAAAACGUUGAGAAUGUGAAUUACAUGCACCUAGAUUCUAAAUGUUUACAACAUUCUAUUUUGCAUAAUGCUGUUUGCAGUUCCAAGCAUUUCUGCGAAACAGAUCCCAUAAUCUUUAUAAUAUUUUUUUUUUAUUAUUAUUAUUUUCUCCAUAGCACAUAAAUUCAAAAUCUUGAACUGUUUGGAAAUAUUCUGAAUGUGGUAUUCUACCUCAGCUCCACUUAUUACAGACUUAAUUGCUGUCACGGAUAAUCAUGGAAACAUAUUUUCAUAAAUAUGACAUUUCGUAAACUUUUAACUUCAUUUAACAUGUUUUUGUCCACUUUUUGUAUACUCUUUCGGCUGGGUAAGACAUUUAAAAUGUUAAUGUUCAAAUGUAAGCUGCAUUCUUCUCUACAGCUUUAUUGUAAAAGUGAAUUAUGUUUGUAUAUUUGGGACAGUUAAUAUCUGUAGUUAUCUCAGCCCAAUUAACUAAAGCCAUAAUUUAGUGUUGACACUUAAUUUAUUGUUUGAAAACACACGCAAAUAAUAAACAUAUAUAUAAUCAUAUGGAGAAAAUGUAUGGAUUCUGAAAAAAAGCAGGUUUUGUUGUCAUUGUUUAAAAAUAUGUUUUAACUAGUCAACAUAAAAAAAAUAAAAAUUCUUGAUUUCACCAGAGGAGGGCAACCUUUGUCAUUAAGAUUCAUGACAUCCUGCGUAAAAGCAAAAAAAAAAAAUAUUCUAUCAUAAAACUUUGAUUUCAAUGAUCUUGUACAGUCUUCUAGCCCUUAAGUUAGUCUGAAAACUCUUUACAGCUGGUACGUUAGUCUAGUUAGGUACUCAAGCUUUUUGUUUAAAAGCAGGUAGAGUUUUCUGUGAACUGUGCUUGUUUGUUGUUGACUGCAUAAUUCUGGAAGAAUGUAUCAUCAUUAAAAUAAAUAUAUAUUUGUAAUACAUUAA